Molecule: messenger RNA, 1358 nt
Organism: Sabethes cyaneus
Lineage: Eukaryota; Metazoa; Arthropoda; Insecta; Diptera; Culicidae
Exons: 2
Coding region: 261-1337 (358 amino acids)
Molecular function (GO): nucleic acid binding
Source: RefSeq, a predicted model, not a curated record
GUCCAACGACAUAUAAACUGUUCAGUUUCAUUCAGUAGUUUAUCAGUUAUUGCCCUUUUUAUGACUGUUUCGACUUCUGUGAUAAUCGUCCCAUGAAACAUCCCGUAUUUCGCACUGUCAAUGUGACAGUAUAGUGACGUUUGGUUUGAUCAACGUAUGGACUGAUAUUUUUCAGCACAAUCAAAAUUUGAUUUCACAUUUCAAUUUAAUUUAAUAGUUCACAUUUCCAUUUCCAGUACUUGUUUUGGCACGUGCAAGGUAUGGCUAAUAUUUUGAUGGAAGUGAAAAACCGUCGCGCUACAAUCAAUACAGUUUAUCAUGUGCUAUAUGGUUACUACUUUCUGGGGCUUAAAAAGGCACAGUUAGCUAUAGUUUACAAGAAAAACAAGACCACAAUUUCCAACUGGAUCAAAAGAUAUGAGGAAGAUGGGAUCUUCAACCGAAUCAAAUAUACCAGAGCAGCAGAAAAAUUUGGAGCAGAAAAACGACGAUGGCUAGUAGAACUUUACCAGUCUAAACCAACUACAUUCCUGGACGAAGCAGCAAGACUCUUUUUUAAACAUUUUCAUGUAACAAUUUCUAUAGCUUCCAUCUGUAGAAUUCUUCAUCACGAAGGAAUGACAUGGAAGACACUUGAACGAAGAGCAAUACAAAUACGUGAAAGUGAUAUUAUCCGAUAUUAUAAUGAACUGUCAACUCUGCAAUGGGACUACCACAACCUUUUAUUUAUUGAUGAAGUCAGCUUCGAUAACAAGGCUAUGUUACGAACAAAAGGAUUUGGAGUUCGUGGCAAACGACUUCUUUUUAAAGGAGAAUUUGUUCGCAAACCUCGAGAAUCUCUUUUAUGUUUCGCCGGACAGGAUGGCAUGAUAGAAGCUUGUCAUACUGAAGGAACAUUUACGCGAUCUAAGUUUUUUGAGCAUUGUAAAACGUUUGCUCUUCAUAGUGGACAUGUUCAAUAUCAUCCCGGAUUUUAUUCUCUCUGGAUCCUCGAUGGGGCAAGAAUUCAUUGCGACCCCAAUUUAGUUUAUUAUUUUAGGUCACUCGGGAUACAUGUCGUUUUCCUACCAGCUUACUGUCCCCAUAUGAAUCCUAUAGAAGUGCUUUUUGGAUUGUGUAAGAAACGACUUCAACGUGAAUAUGAUGAGUGUGGUAAAAACGACCUCAAGUACAUAAUUGCGAGAAUUAUGAAAAGCUUUUCCAAUUAUAAUAUGAAUAACUUAUUCCGAAAGUGUGGGUACUUGAAAGGCGGUAAGUUUGAUCCAACUAUAAAUGAUCGAUCUGAAUUGCCAGGGUUUGAUUUUGAGGAAAAUUGUACGAAAAAGGCUUCAAUUUAGAAAAACAAAUACAUAUAAAAU